Impatiens glandulifera is the source of this 672-nucleotide messenger RNA. Its product is annotated as transcription factor RAX2-like. The coding region runs from base 1 to 672 and encodes 223 amino acids. NCBI's taxonomy places the organism in Eukaryota, Viridiplantae, Streptophyta, Magnoliopsida, Ericales, Balsaminaceae. The transcript is spliced from 3 exons. The record is from RefSeq and is a predicted model, not a curated record.
AUGGGGAGAGCUCCUUGUUGCGACAAAGCAAAUGUAAAGAAAGGGCCAUGGUCUCCUGAAGAGGACUCCAAGCUUAAAGAUUACAUGAACAAACAUGGAACUGCAGGGAAUUGGAUUUCACUCCCUCAAAAAGCAGGUCUAAGAAGAUGUGGGAAAAGUUGCAGACUUAGAUGGGUUAAUUAUCUCAGACCAAACAUUAAACAUGGAGAAUUCAGUGAAGAAGAAGACAAGAUUAUUUGCUCUCUUUUUACUAAGAUUGGAAGCAGGUGGUCAAUGAUUUCAUCUCAAUUACCGGGAAGAACAGACAAUGAUGUUAAGAAUCACUGGAAUACUAGAUUAAACAAGAAAAUAAAUCUAGCAACACCAACACCAACACCAACACCAACACCAAAUCCAACACCUAAUUAUCAUCAUGCUUCCAUGUUCCAAACCAUUGCCAAUAACCCUAACUCAUCACCUAUGAUCGCCACUGGUUGUGAUCAUGAUCAUCAUCGUCUUCAAUCCAACAUUUCAGUUGAGCCUGCAAAUCUCUUCCCUGGAGGGGAAGGCAGCAGUACUAGCAGUUCUUUUAAUGGAAGUUCCAGUAAUAUUCAGAUGAGUAGCCUUGGAUUGGAAAAUGAGGAUAAUGAUGCUUUGCUUGCUUAUAUUGAACACGGAACAAUUUGCCUUUAG